Molecule: messenger RNA, 9408 nt
Organism: Cololabis saira (Pacific saury)
Lineage: Eukaryota; Metazoa; Chordata; Actinopteri; Beloniformes; Belonidae
Gene: itpr2
Product: inositol 1,4,5-trisphosphate receptor, type 2
Exons: 57
Coding region: 295-8343 (2682 amino acids)
Biological process (GO): calcium ion transmembrane transport
Cellular component (GO): membrane; endoplasmic reticulum
Molecular function (GO): inositol 1,4,5-trisphosphate-gated calcium channel activity; inositol 1,4,5 trisphosphate binding
Source: RefSeq, a predicted model, not a curated record
GAGUGACAUACAGGAAGAAGUUGAACAAGUGUUUUAAGAAAACAGAACAUCGUUUUUUUUUACAAAUCGCCCGCGGUCUGUGUGCACGUUGUGUUAGUGAGUGGCGCCAUGGACGCGCAGAAACUGUGACAGAAUGAAGGUAAAUGUAGCGGCCGCCCGAGCUCUGGCGCUGUAACGUGUGGACGACUUCACCCCGGGAGAGACUGAGAAACAGAGACACACAGAGAGAGAGGGGAGUGCCAUUUGGUCAUAAAUGGAAAAACAGGACAAAUCUACAAGCCUUCUUCAGUGAGAAUGUCAGACCACAGGUCCAGUUUUCUUCACAUUGGAGACAUUGUGUCUCUUUACGCGGAAGGCUCGGUGAAUGGCUUCAUCAGUACUUUGGGGCUUGUUGAUGACAGGUGUGUGGUCCAGCCCGAUGCUGGAGACCUCGCCAAUCCACCCAAGAAAUUCAGAGAUUGCCUCUUCAAGGUGUGUCCCAUGAACAGAUACUCGGCCCAGAAGCAGUUCUGGAAGGCAAAACAAGGAAAACAAGGGAACAACAACACACAAGGGGAACUUUUUAAAAAGUUACAGCAUGCAGCAGAGCUGGAACAGAAGCAGAACGACUCGGAGAACAAGAAGCUGCUGGGAGAAAUCGUCAAGUACAGCAACGUCAUCCAGUUCCUGCACAUUAAGAGUAACAAAUACCUGACGGUGAACAAACGACUGCCUGCGCUGCUCGAGAAGAAUGCCAUGCGGGUUUCCUUGGACCCCGCUGGGAAUGAGGGCUCCUGGUUUUACAUCCAGCCCUUCUGGAAGCUCCGCAGUGAAGGAGACAAUGUGGUGGUCGGAGACAAAGUGGUCCUGAUGCCAGUGAAUGCUGGACAGCCCCUUCAUGCCAGUAACAUCGAGCUCUUGGAUAACCGUGGCUGCAAAGAGGUGAAUGCUGUCAACUGUAACACCAGCUGGAAAGUCAACUUGUUCAUGAAGUUUAGUGACUACAGGGACGAUGUCUUGAAGGGGGGAGACGUGGUGAGGCUGUUUCAUGCUGAGCAGGAGAAGUUUCUGACCUGUGACGAGUACAAGAAACAGCAGCACGUCUUUCUCAGGAUAACGCUGCGGCAGUCGGCCACCUCGGCCACCAGCUCCAAGGCUCUCUGGGAGGUCGAGGUCGUGCACUAUGACCCCUGCAGAGGUGGAGCCGGCCAGUGGAACAGCCUGUUUCGCUUCAAACACCUGGCCACUGGGAAUUACCUCGCAGCUGAGGUCAACCCUGAAUUUAAAGACAGCACAGUGGAGUCCAAAGGGGAGAAUGAGACUGAUGCCGUGUACUCCAAGAGGAAGCGUCAGGCAGCAGAGAGGAUUGCUUUCACCCUGGUUUCCGUUCCCCACGGGAGCGACAUUUCCUCCCUGUUUGAGUUGGACGCCACCACGCUGCAGCGGGCUGACUGUCUUGUACCCAGAAACUCGUAUGUGAGGCUCAGACACCUGUGCACCAACACCUGGGUCACCAGCAGUAAUGCCCCCAUUGAUACGGAGGAGGAGCGUCCGGUUAUGCUCAAGAUUGGCACCUGUCCCACUAAGGAGGACAAAGAAGCUUUUGCCAUCGUGUCAGUUCCCCUGUCCGAGGUCAGAGACUUGGACUUCGCUAAUGAUGCGAGCAAAGUCUUGGAGUCCACUGUGCAAAAGCUUCAGUACGGCAAUAUUGCUCAGAACGAGAGGCGGUUUGUGACUAAGCUUCUGGAGGACCUGGUUUUCUUUGUAUGUGUGGUUCCGAACAACGGACAGGAUGUUCUGUCUGUGGUCACCUCCACGCCUAAUCGUGAAAGACAGAAACUCAUGAGGGAGCAAAACAUCCUUGCCCAGAUAUUUGGCAUCCUGAAGGCUCCGUUUUCGGAUCAUGGUGAUGGUCCGAUGCUGAGGUUGGAGGAUUUGGGAGACCAGCGCUAUGCUCACUUCAAGUAUAUGUUGAGGCUCUGCUACAGGGUGUUACGACACUCACAACAGGACUACCGCAAGAACCAGGAAUACAUAGCCAAAAAGUUCUCAAUUAUGCAGUCUCAGAUUGGGUAUGAGAUCCUGGCUGAAGAUACAAUCACCGCCCUGCUGCACAACAACCGAAAGCUCUUGGAAAAACACAUCACAGCCAAGGAGAUUGAAACCUUUGUCAACCUGCUGAGGCGCAACAGAGAACCCAGAUUCCUGGAUUAUCUGUCUGAUCUGUGUGUGUCCAACAAAACCGCCAUCCCCGUCACACAGGAGCUUAUCUGUAAAUUUAUGCUGAACCCCAGCAACGCAGACAUCCUCAUCCAGACCAAACUAAUCUCUAACACAGAUGCCACCCUGGAGUCGUCUCUGCUGCAGGAGGAGGUGGAGGAGGAGGAGGUUUGGCUCUACUGGAUUGACAGCCACAAGGAGCCUCACGGCAAAUCCAUCCGCCACCUGGCCCAGGAUGCCAAAGGCAACCACAAGUUGGAUGCAGAUAUCAUUACCUACUACAGGUAUCAGCUGAACUUGUUUGCUAAAAUGUGUCUGGACCGCCAGUACCUAGCCAUCAACCAGAUCUCCAGCCAGCUGCCCGUGGAUCUGAUCCUGCGCAGCAUGUUUGAUGACUGCUUGCCUUACAACCUCCGAGCCUCCUUCUGUCGCCUGAUGCUGCACAUGCAUGUGGACCGCGACCCGCAGGAGUCUGUGGUUCCUGUGCGCUACGCCCGCCUCUGGACCGAGAUCCCCUCCAAGAUCACCAUCAAUGAGUUUGAGUACGAGUCCACUGACAGCUCAAGAGAGGAGAUGAAGAGGAGGUUUGCUCCCACCAUGGAGUUUGUGGAAGAAUAUCUUAAAGAUGUGGUCACGCAGGCUUAUCCAUUUGGGGAUAAAGAUAAGAAUGAACUUACACUAGAGGUGGUGAAUCUGGCUCGACACCUGGUUUACUUCGGCUUCUACAGCUUCAGUGAGCUGCUGCGACUCACGCGUACCCUGCUGGCCAUCCUGGAUAUUGUCCAGCACCCACUCACCUUCAUGAGCAAGCCCAGCAAGAGUCCAGAGCCUGGCAACAAUGUCCUGCGAACGAUUCACGGCGUUGGAGAAAUGAUGACUCAGAUGGUGAUGAGUCGAGGUGUGCCCCACAACCUGUCUGACGCCGCUCCCAGCCUGCGCUAUGUGAAAGGACACUUCCUGCUGGACAAAGAGGAUAUCAUGGUGAUGGACACGAAGCUGAAGAUCAUUGAGAUCCUUCAAUUCAUCCUGAGCGUGAGGUUGGACUACAGGAUCACGUACCUAUUGUCCAUCUACAAGAAAGAGUUCGGGGAGAACGUCAUGGCUGAGAACUCUGUCUCUUUGGUGGAUGUGCCUCCGAUGCCAUCUUCUGAACCAGACAUAGAUAAGAUUACAGCUAAAGCGGAGAGCAUGUUUGCAGGAGGCUCUGAGUUAAGUGCAGUGGAGCUGGACGAUGAGGGUGGCCGGACAUUUUUGCGGGUUCUCAUUCAUCUCAUCAUGCAAGACUACCCACCGCUGGUGUCUGGGUCACUGCAGCUCAUCUUCAAGCACUUCAGUCAGAGAGCUGAGGUGCUGCAGGCCUUCAAGCAGGUCCAGCUGCUCGUGUCAGAGCAGGAUGUGGAGAACUACAAGCAGAUCAAGGCAGACCUGGACCAGCUGCGACUGACUGUGGAGAAGUCAGAGCUGUGGGUGGAAAAGAGUGGAGUCUACAACACUGAGGACCUUGGGGUCAGGCAGGGCAAAGAACCAAACAUGGAGGAGGUUGUUCUGAGCCCAGUGCAGGAUGGAGAAAUCAAACCUCAGAUUGACAGCAACAAGGCAAACAACUAUAACAUAGUCAAAGAGAUCCUGAAGCGGCUGACAAAGCUGUGUUUCCUGAGCAAGAAGAGCCGUGUGCAGCAGCAGAGGCUGCUGAAGAACAUGGGGGCACAUACUGUGGUGCUGGACCUGCUGCAGAUCCCCUUUGAGCAGAGUGAUGAGAAGAUGAACGAGAUCAUGUCCUUGGCUCAUACGUUCCUGCAGAACUUCUGCAAAGGAAACCCUCAGAAUCAAGUUUUGCUACAUAAACACUUGAACCUCUUCCUCACUCCUGGGUUACUGGAAGCUGAAACGAUGCGCCACAUCUUUAUGAACAACUACCAGCUGUGCAACGAGAUCAGUGACCGUGUGGUCCAUCAUUUUGUCCACUGCAUUGAAACACAUGGAAAACAUGUCCAGUACCUCAGGUUCUUGCAAACCAUCGUGAAAGCUGAUGGGAAGUAUGUCAAGAAAUGUCAGGACAAAGUAAUGACAGAGCUGGUGAACGGUGGUGAGGACGUGCUGGUGUUCUACAACGACCGUUCCUCCUUCUCAGUGCUGCUGCAGAUGAUGGGCUCCGAGCGGGAGCGAGCGGACGAGGACGGCGCUCUGGCUUACCACAAUACGCUUGUGGAGCUGCUGGCUGCCUGCACCGAGGGAAAGAAUGUCUACACCGAGCUGAAAUGCAACUCUCUGCUACCGCUGGAUGACAUAGUUAAAGUCGUCACUGACGUGAACUGUAUACCAGAGGUGAAGACUGCGUAUGUGAACUUUGUCAAUCACUGCUACGUAGACACAGAGGUAGAAAUGAAGGAGAUCUACACUUCCAACCACAUCUGGAGGCUCUUUGACAACUUCCUGGUGGACAUGGCCAGUGUGUGCAACACGACCACAGACCGCAGCCAUGCAGAUCAAGCCUUGGAGAAGUAUGUGACGGAGACAGUGAUGGCUAUUGUCAAAGGUUUCUUCAGCUCACCCUUCUCUGUAAACCACUCCAACCUGCAGACAAAUCAGUCCAUCUUCAUCAAGCUGCUCCAGUCCGCUUUCAGGAUCUACAACUGCACCUGGAUUAACUCGGCUCAGAAGGCCAAUAUUGAGAGCUGUAUCAAAACGCUGGCUGACGUCGCGAAGGCACGGGCCAUCGCCAUCCCAGUUGAUCUGGACAGUCAGGUCAACACUCUGUCUCUGAAGGUCCACAGCAACAUGGUGCAGCGGGCAGCCAAAGACUGGAGGAUCUCUGCCCGCACGCGACCUCGCAAAGAGCCGCUGGGAGGCCCUGACUACAAAAACAUCAUUGAGAAACUGCAGGGGGUGGUGUCCUGUCUGGAGGAGCAGUUCACUCUCAAGGUUCAGGCAGAGUUUUCUGUGCUGGUGGAUGUUCUUCACAGCCCGGAGCUGCUGUUCCCAGAACCUGCACGCUUGCGCUGUGAGACUGGAGCGUUCAUGUCCAAGUUGAUCAAACACACCAAGAAGCUGAUGGACAAAGAGGAAAAACUGUGUAUAAAGAUCCUGCAGACCAUCAGAGAGAUGCUCGACAAGAAAAAAUGUCUUCAGGAAUCGGGAAAUGAGUUGAGGAAGAUCCUGCUCACACGCUACUUUGGAAAUCAAAAGCCUCUCUCCAAGUCGGAGCUUGCGUGCGGAAACAGCUCAUCAAGCGGCUUUGCCAAGGCAUCAUCUGGAGGUUCUUCCAUGACGGACUCUGACAAGCCCGGCAGCAGUAUAGGAGAGAUCCAGUGUCUCCUGGACAGCGUUGGAGCGUCAGAGCUGGUGAUCGAUCUCAUCGUCAACACCAAGAAUGACAGGGUGUUUGAGGAAAGCAUCCUGCUGGGCAUUGCUCUUCUGCAGGGUGGAAACACACAAAUACAGAUCUCAUUCUACAACCAGUUGUACAAGCAGAAGAAGUCUGAGAGGUUCUUUAAGGUUUUCUAUGACCGCAUGCGUUUGGCCCAGCAAGAGAUUCGAGCCACCGUGUCCGUCAACAUGUUUGAACUCGGCCUCAGAAAAAGGGAUGAUGACAGCGAAGUCGCUGCCACCAGGUUUAAGAAAGGCAAAGACUCGGGGCUUCACAUGAGGGAGGACAUGCGAGGGCAGCUGAAGGAGGCCUCUACAGUGACAUCCAAGGCCUUCUCUGCCUUCAGAAAGGAGCUGGACCCCGACCUCGAAGGCCUUGGCCAGAACAGUGACAUCAUGGGUGGCGAGGAGGCUUUGGAGGAAACUCAGAUGAGCCCAGCCAUCACAAUCAUGAAACCAAUCCUCCGUUACCUCCAGCUGCUCUGUGAAAACCACAACUCAGACCUGCAGAACUUCCUGCGCAAUCAGAACAACAAGACAAACUACAAUCUGGUGUGCGAGACUCUUCAGUUCUUGGACUGCAUAUGUGGGAGCACUACUGGAGGCCUGGGGCUGCUGGGACUUUAUAUCAAUGAGAGUAACGUGGAUCUGGUGCGCCAAACCCUGGAAACCAUCACAGAGUAUUGCCAGGGACCCUGUCAUGAAAACCAGACUUGCAUAGCCAGGCAUGAGUCAAACGGCAUUGAUAUAAUUAUAGCUCUGAUUGUCAACCCCAUCAACCCGCUGGGAAAGAAUCGACUGGACCUGGUGCUGCAGCUCAAGAAUAAUGCCUCCAAGCUCCUAUUGGCCAUCAUGGAGAGUCGUCAUGACAGCGAGAACGCAGAGAAGAUUCUCUACAAGAUGAGACCCAAUGAGCUGGUGGAUGUAAUGAAAGAAGCCUACACCCAGGGUUUGGAGAGUGAGGCGGAUGAGGACGGUGUUGGAGACCUGAUCAAACCCAGAGAUGUCGGGCACAACAUUUACAUCCUGGCUCACCAGUUGGCCAGACACAACAAGCUCCUGCAGCAGAGUCUCCGGCCGGGGUUGGCGGUGGUCGGUUCUCCGGACAAGGAGAAAGAUGACGCCCUUCAUUACUACGCCAAGCACACGGCUCAGAUAGAGAUUGUGCGUCUUGAUCGGAGUAUGGAACAGAUCGUGUUUCCAGUCCCAAACAUUUGCGAGUACCUCACCGAGGAGUCCAGGUUGCGCGUGUUCACCACUACGGAGAGGGACGACCAAGGCAGCAAAGUGAAUGACUUCUUCCAGCAGUUUGACAACCUCCACAGCGAGAUGAGGUGGCAGAAGAAAAUUCGCAAAAACAAGGCUCUUUUCUGGUUCUCGCGACACAUCUCGUUUUGGGGGAGCAUCUCCUUCUACCUGGCGCUACUUCUCAACAUUGCUGUGGCCGUAUUUUACCCCUUUGGAGAUGAUGGAGAUGAGGGCAUCCUUUCCCCGUUCUGGAAUAUCUCCCUGUGGGUGGCACUGGGGGUGUUCACGGCCGUGCUUCCCGUCUUCCCAAGGCCGUGGGGCAUUGGGUUGUUCCUGAUCUCCUUCAUCUUACGUGCCAUCUACACUAUGGGCCUCACCCCUGCUCUGUUGUUGCUUGGUGCUGCAAAUUUAUUCAACAAGUUGGUCUUCCUUGUGAGCUUCGUGGGCAACCAGGGAACAUUCACUCGAGGCUACAAAGUGCUUGUGAUGGACGGCCUCUUCAUGUUCCAUGUGGCUUAUGCCAUCAUCUGCGUCUUGGGCCUCUUUGUUCACGAGUUCUUCUACAGUUUUUUGUUGUUCGACCUGGUGAUUAGAGAGGAGACGCUGCUGAACGUGAUCAAGAGUGUGACGCGAAAUGGCCGCUCCAUCAUCUUGACAGCCGUUCUCGCCAUCUUCCUCGUUUACUUUUUCUCCAUCAUUGGCUUCCUCUUCCUCAAGGACGACUUCCGCAUGGAGGUGGACCGCCUCCCCUCUGCAGAAAAAAGUCAUUUCAUGAGUAAGGGUGAGUCCACAGAGAGCUGUCCUGCUUCAUCUUCCACACCCUGUCAUGAUGAGGAUGACAAGACUGAGCGUGUGUGCGACACGCUGCGUAUGUGUAUAAUCACGGUUCUGAACCAGGGGCUACGUAACGGAGGUGGCGUGGGAGAUAUCCUCAGGAGACCCUCCAAAGAGGAGCCUCUCUUUGCAGCCCGAGUGGUUUACGACCUUCUCUUCUUCUUCGUCGUCAUCAUCAUCGUUCUUAAUCUCAUCUUUGGUGUGAUCAUUGACACAUUUGCUGAUUUGAGGAGCGAGAAACAGAGGAAGGAGGAGAUUCUCAAAACCACCUGUUUCAUCUGCGGAUUGGAAAGGGACAAAUUUGACAACAAGACGGUGACCUUUGAGGAGCAUAUCAAAUCUGAACACAGCAUGUGGCACUACCUUUACUUCCUGGUGCUGGUGAGGGUGAAGGAUCCAACCGAAUACACCGGACCUGAGAGCUACGUGGCCCAAAUGAUUGAAGAGAAGAACCUGGAGUGGUUCCCUCGAAUGAGAGCCAUGUCUCUGGUGAGCAGCGAGGGAGACAGCGAGCAGAAUGAGAUGCGAUCCCUGCAGGAGAAACUGGCCAGCACCGUCACGCUGGUGGCUCAGCUCUCGGGCCAGCUGGCUGAGCUCAAAGAACAGAUGACGGAACAGAGGAAGAACAAGCAGAGGCUCGGAUUCCUGGGUCCUCCUCAACCCAACCAUCACAUCCCAGCACACGCCCAGCCCUAAGAACAAUACAUGCAUUCAGACGUGAGCCGCCAUCACUGAUGUCAAACUGCAAGAGACCACAAGUGUUGACACAUCAGUUUAGGCAUAGUGCCUCGUCUUUGACACAAAUACUGUCUCACGUGAUGCUAAAACUCUACGCGGGAACCCGCCUCCGUGUGUAAUUGGCCAGGCUUGGCUGAGACCAGUGUUUCUCAGUCCCAGGGAACGUGAGGUUAAUAGUUAAGUGUUAAGUCUGUGUACAGCAUAUAUUGGCCCAUGAUCUACCUGUGUCAGAGUCCAGAUCAGUCACACAAAGGUCAAUGAUUGACCUAGAGGCCUCCGAGAGAUGAGAGUGCACAUUAACACCGAGUAUUCUCUGUUUUUACCUUUUUAGAUCUAUUUUUGUAUUUAUGAGAAAAUUUUCACUUCAUCACUGAAGUAUUAUUUUUGCAUUUUGUAAUGGAAAUCACACUGCCUUACUCGUUAACCUCCAUAAACAGCAUGUUGCAAUGGCUGUAAGUGCACUUUUCUUAAAUAAAAGGGAAAAAGGUUAAAAGCUGCAACUGGAAACUUUGGUUUAUUUGGGAUAGUAUUUUUUUUUUUUAAUGCUUUGUAUUGUUUUCAAAUAUGCACCACUGCACCACUUCAUUUGCCUUCGACUUAUUUGCAGAACAUAUAAGUAACCGAAAUGUGAAUAAGAUUAUUACCUGUGUAAAACCUACUUGAAUUUUUUUAAAGUCUAAAUCUUGUAUUGGUACAUAAUGUAUUGUCAACUGAAGAUCUAGCCGUCCUUUGUUACAGUAUAAAUGUCAUUAUCUGUGCCGAAAUGUCGGCUGUGUAGUGCCAUAUUUACCAAAUCUACUGAGUAACAUCAACUUCUACUGCUUAAGAUAUUUUUAUUCUGUAAAAUCAUCACGACUCCUUUAGACUGCAGUCGAUUAUUAAUCUAAGAACUUGUGUUUUUAAACUUGCACAAACAAAUGGCACGAGUGCACGCGCUUGAUUGUGACUGUCCUGUGACACUUCGUUCAGUUCAUAGAAAAUGUAUUUUAUGUGUUCAUGUUAUAAUAAAUUUGAAAGAAAUGA